Molecule: messenger RNA, 2841 nt
Organism: Passer domesticus (house sparrow)
Lineage: Eukaryota; Metazoa; Chordata; Aves; Passeriformes; Passeridae
Product: nascent polypeptide-associated complex subunit alpha, muscle-specific form-like
Exons: 11
Coding region: 285-2624 (779 amino acids)
Biological process (GO): visual perception
Molecular function (GO): heparin binding; hyaluronic acid binding
Source: RefSeq, a predicted model, not a curated record
UGGCAGCAGUGGCUGCAGCUGGUGGCCUGGGGCAGCCAGCGGGCACCGCAGAGCCCCCGAGCCCAGAGAGGGGCUCUGAGGCCACCUCCAGAGCUGGCAGUGAGCCCGCUGCUGGGCUCCCUGCCACCUCCCAGCGGUGGCUGCACCCUCCUGCCCUCCCCACGGCUGCUGCUGGCCCCUCUGCAGGGGCUGCAGUGGCACAGGUGGCACCCAACCAGCCGGUGCCACUGCCAGGGGCGGCCGUGGGGUCUCAGCUCCCACCCGGUGUCCCUGCAUGGGCCCCGAUGGGUGCUGGCUCCUGGAGCCCCAGCACAGCAGAGCAGGUGGUGGCCUCUGCUCUGCCAGCACAAGGGACACCCGGCGGGGCCCAGCUGAGCCCUGGCAUGGUGGGGGUGCCCCCUGCCCUGACACCAGAGGGGCUCGGGGGCACUGCUGGCACUGCCCUGCCUGGGGCAGCUGCUCCCUUGGGGGAUGCUGUGUUGGCCCAGCUUCCAGGCAAUGGCUCUGGACUCCUGGAUGCUGUCCUGGCAUCACUUCCUGCCACUGCUGCAGCUCCUGGUGCCCACAGUCAGCACCUGCUGGCUUCUUCUCUCCCCACGGUGACAUCUGGGGCUCCUGCUGUCACCCUGGGGACGCAGAGGGAGUGGCCUUCUGGCCCUGCACAGCCCGUGCCCACUGGAGCCUCCCCAGUGCAGCCCAGGGCUCCCAGCCCUGCAGGUCCCAGCGUGCCUGGGCUGAGCCCCACAGCCCCUGGUGUCACCCCAGAGCUGGGACAGACGUUUGUGACGGAAGAGUCCAGGCACAGCCAGCCCAGGCCAGCACCAGUGGGAGCCGUUCCCUCUCCAGCAGCACCCCCAGGGCCCAGCCCUGCCAGCCCAGGCUCCGUGCCUCCCCCCUGCUCCCCAGAGCCAGCUCUGCAGCGUGGCUCUGAGCCUGGGCACCGCACUGCCCCCAGCAGCAGCGUGCCAUCUCCAUCCUGCCUGCCUGCCUCUCCUGCAGCUGGGCAUGCAGCCAGCUCCCUGCUCAGCUCCCCGAGCCUGCCUGUGCCCACAGCAGGGCCCCUCCAUGCCCUGGCUGUGUCCCGUGGCUCCAGCCCUUCCCAGCACUCCUGCACAGCCAUGGAGCAGCUCCCUGCAGCCUCCAGAGCGGCCUCCAGCCCAGCUGAGCAGAUGCCAAAGGGCAGACCUGGCUCCACAGGGAUGGAAUGCCCUGCGUGCCACCCCUGCAGCCUCCCCUUGCCCACCCAGCCUGUGCAAGUGCUGCCCUUGCAAUUCCGCCUGCUGGGCAUGGCUUUCUGCCCAGCUCUGGGCAGCAGGGAUUCGGAGAGCUACCGGCAGCUGGAGGCAGAUGUGACACUGCUGCUCAACCAGAUGCUGUCCAGCUACAAGAGCUUCCUGCAGGCCAAUGUCCUUGAGUUCCUGAAUGGCUCCGUGAUGGUGCGAGGGGAGGUUCUGUUCCGGGGGGAUGCUCCUGCUCCCACCAACUCCCACCUCAUCCGCACCGUGGUCACAGAGGCCAGCAAGGGAAGGAGCACCUUCAGCUGGCAGCUGGAGCCCCAGUCUGUCCUGUCUGGUGGCUUCAGCCUGGAGAACCUGGAGCCCGAGAAGCUGUCCAUCUCCCUCGCUGGCCCCCAGCUUGGCAUGGGCAGGAUGGAUCCUCUGGAGAGGCUGGCCAGAGAGGUGACUGCAGCUGUCAGUGCCCUCUACGACGUGAGGAACUUCACCAUCUCCCAGCUCAGGAACCUGGGUGAGAACACGGAGGUCACUGGAGACCUCUACCUGGACACAGUUGUCCAUGCUGACGUGACGGAGGUUCUGGAAGCCCUGGCUGCGCUCUCUGGCCUCUCCAUGGGCCUGAGCUCCCUCUGGGUGGAGGGCUCCAGGCUGGCUCUGCACGUGUACCCUCUGUCCCUGCUGGUCACCAACAGACGCUUCAGGCAGGAGCUUCAGGACCCGCUCUCUGCAGAGCACCACGAGCUCUCCAGGGACCUCAGCGAUGCGGUGGUGGGAGCCCUGAGGGAUUACCCAUCCUUCCUGACAGCAAUCAUAAAAGAAUUCCUGCCUGGCUCCUUGAUCUGCCACGGGCAGCUGAUCUUCCGUCCCCCUGCCCCACCCAGCGUGGAGGUUCUGAAGACACUCGUGCGCUCGGUUGGGCCAGACCAGGCUCUGGCUGGCUCUGACUUCCACGUGGAUCCCCACUCUCUCUCGGUGGGAGAGGACACCCUGGAGCCUGCCACGCCCCAGCCGGGCUCCCCAGCCUCCGGAGUGGCCUUGGUGGCCAUCGGGGGCCUCUGCAUGGUGGCUGCGCCCGUCGUGCUCGUGAGCCUGGGUGCCAAGAGGCUGGCUGGAAGAGCCCUUUGGGACACAAGAGACCCUCAAGUGGGGAUCCAGACGUUGGAAAUGGAGAACCAGGGCUUCUGGACAGAGGGGAGUGGCCUUUGCAUGCCUUGCUUUAUCUCCUGGGCCUGCAGCUGCUGUUUCUGCAGCUCCCAGGCUCUCCUGUUGCCUGGUGCUGAUCUCUGGGGCUGGACAAGCCUGUGGGCGGCUGGAGGGAAGGGACCCUCAUUCCUGCCUUCACUGGAGCUGUUUCAAGUGCCUUCUUCCCUCUCCCCUGCAGGACCCUGAGGAUGGUCACUUGGAAUGGCAAAACACUUCUGCCUGAGGAGAGCAGCAGCAGCAGCUGGGGGGAGCUUGGAGAGGGGCUGUAGGUGGGAAGGAGAUGCUGAGAAGCUCUCCCUGAUCCUGUGGCAGCACCUGCCAGCUGCUCCCUGAGCAGAAUGCAGACUCGGGUGUGUAAAGGAAUCAUUUUGUGUCUUAAAUAAACUGUUUGUAGAGCAUGAAA